CCGGGGACUGACUGCUCGCGGAUUCUAGAAUGUCAAAGAACUCUUGAGAGCCCGCGAACACAGCACAAAGUCCUGGAGGAAGGAGUACGGCAGCCGGGAAGGGCCUGAGCUUUGAAGAGCUACGGAUACCGCGAACUGGAGCGUUCCAUGGCCGAGCGCAGGCUCCGAGCUCCAGAUCGAGGGGCUCACCCAGGAGUUUCUUGCUGUCUGAGAAAAUGCCAGAAGAGCACACCAGGUUCUGGAAGGCAGCCCUUUUCUGGAAAAUCUUUUUAUUUAGAUCUGCCUGCUGGCAAGAAUCUCCAGUUUUUGACGAGGGCCGUCCAGCAGCUGGGUGGAGUAAUUGAGGGUUUUCUGAGCAAAGAAGUAAGUUACAUUGUGUCCAGCCGCAGAGAAGCCAAAGCAGAGAGCAGUGGCACAAGCCACAGAUGCUGCCCCAGCCCCAGCAAGGCCAGGGUGGAAACGGCCUCCAUGGCUAAUCCAAAAGGCUGCCGGGCCAGGCCUUCACAGUCACCUGUAGACACGUUGCCCUUCUCUUCGUGGCAGGUGCCUUUGAGCAGAGGGAAGGAACUGUUGCAGAAGGCCAUCAAAAACCAGGGGAGUAGCAGCAGCCUCCUGACCAAUGCCCGUUCCUGGGGAGUGAAGGUCCUGCAUGUGGAAGAAAUGGUGAUGCACGUGCGGCAGCUGUCUCUUCGUGGUUCUUCACGUGUAAAGAAACAAGAACCAAAGAAGCCAGACGGAACACAUCCAGGAGUGGAGUCAAGAGCACGGAAAGCGGCCAGACUGAAGUCACCAUUCCUCAAAAUUGAAGAUGUGAGCAGGAAGUUUCGUCCUUUCCACCGUCAGUUUAAAUCCUUUCCUGAAAUUUCUUUUCUGGGACCCAAAGCUGCAAGUCCUUUUGAGGUUCUGACAACCCCCAGCAGCUUGCAGCAUUCCAGAGAACUCAGGGAUCCUGAGCCAAGCCUGCAAUCAGCUGCAUACACCUUGCCCAGAAGGAAGAAGGGGUACUGCGAGUGCUGCAAGGAGACCUUUGGGGAGCUCCAUGUGCAUCUUCAGAGUGCCCGGCACCAGAGCUUUGCCCUAGAAGCCCAUCCAUAUGCAGAAAUCGAUGGGAUCAUCGCCCAGCUCAGCCACAGCUUUGCAGAUAUCUCCUCCCAGGCCACCGUCCCCAGGCAAUCAGGUUCCCCGGCUUCUCGUUGUGACAUCCUCUGUCCUGAGACUCCACCACCAAGCCAGCCCUGCCAGCCCAGGACAGCCUCUCCUGAGAUGAGGAAGGAAGAUGAUGGGCAAACCCCAUGGACUGCAGAGCAGCACAGGACAGUGGGUAGUACAGAGGAACCAGCUGAGCCCACAGGGACUGGCGAUGUGCCCGGGUCAGUCGCAAGCUGCCAGGAGCUGGCAGGGGCAGGUGGUGUGCUUGUGACCCCCCCAGGGACCCAGCCACCAACCCCUGUUACCCACUGCCUUCUGACCAAAUCUGAUUUUACCAACCUCUCCUCUGGUCCCAAUCGGACACUUGCUAGACACAAGCGGAAGGUUCAGUUCCCAAGUGGCUGUGCCAAGAAGAGACCGGGGACCUCCUGGCCACAUGCCUCCUUUUAUAUCUCAAGAGCCCUCUACUCCUGUGGUGCCACCACCACUGAGGACAGGGACCUUCUCUCUUUUUCCCUCUCAGACCUCUUGUUCCCCUUGUAGCCCUCAGACAAGGUGCGGCUAUGGACUCCACAGCCCUUCUGGCUGAGAGGAGAAUGGCCCUCAGAGUCUGAAGGUCCUGACUAUGCAGCUCCGGGUCCUGGCCCUGCUCCCCAACAGAUGGACCGGCUCACAGCUCCCCAGGCCAGCCACCAGCCCACCUG
Messenger RNA from Perognathus longimembris pacificus (Pacific pocket mouse), 1853 nucleotides. It is a transcript of the gene Dbf4b, whose product is annotated as DBF4 zinc finger B. Bases 148 to 1692 code for a protein of 514 amino acids. The transcript has 13 exons. Gene Ontology annotation, biological process: positive regulation of nuclear cell cycle DNA replication; regulation of cell cycle phase transition. The record is from RefSeq and is a predicted model, not a curated record. Gene Ontology annotation, cellular component: nucleus; Dbf4-dependent protein kinase complex. Lineage: Eukaryota; Metazoa; Chordata; Mammalia; Rodentia; Heteromyidae. Gene Ontology annotation, molecular function: zinc ion binding; protein serine/threonine kinase activator activity; nucleic acid binding.